GAUUGUUGUGUUUGGAUAAACACCGAAGUUAUGUCGGUCGUUAGCCAGGUUGAUUGCGCCACGCAUGUUUCCGAGAAUUUCGGACAUGCCACUGGUAGCAGCAGCAGCAGCAACAGUAGUAGCGCCAACAAUAACAACAAGAGGAAACAUGACUAUUUUGUUGAUGAACAAUCUAAUCAACAACAACAACAACAAACAAAGAUAAUUCGAUUGGAUAAUGACAAGGAUAGGAUAUCACCACGCAGUCUGGCGACAACAUCCCCAACAACAACAACUACGACAACAAAAAAGGGUGUUGCCAGUUUGUCAACAUUAUGUUAUGACGCAUUGAUCAAACACAUCGACUCAAUCGACUCACUGGACAGCCUGCCAGAUAAGCUGUGUCAAAAGUUGGUGGCACAUCAUCAUCGCGCCAAGACACUGAGCAGCAAGAUGCUCGGACUAUUCAGUCAUUGCCAGGUGACCCGACUCGACCUGCCUGGCAAGGACAUACCAAUGGACGACAGCUGGCUCUCAUUCACACAGGGCGCCAUCAGCAGCACACUCAUCUCGGUCAAUCUCUCCAAGAACAUACACAUCAGCGACCAUGGUCUGGCCGCUCUGUCGUGCCUUCGUCAGCUCACCUCGCUCGACAUCAGUGGCUGCGACUCACUGCGCGGCACAGGACUCAUUCAAAUGAUUGAGCAACACGGUCACACACAUAAUCAUCCCCUGCAGAAGCUCUACCUGCAGGGCUGCAUCAAUCUGGACAUUGCCAGUUGUCUCCAAUCUCUUUCACAUUGCCAACAGUUGGAAUCGUUGGACAUCUCAUCGAUCCGUCUGCAGGACUCGCACUGCGUCCCACUCGGCCGCCUGACCAGCAUCAAGCAGCUGGACAUCAACGACAAUGUCGAUCUGACCAGCGUUGCGCUGCAGCACAUCGGACAGCUCACCAACCUGCUCGACCUCAACAUCAGCGGCUGUCUCAACAUUGCCGGCAGCACAGAUGGCGGUUACCAGUGGCUGCCAAUCACUCUUCAAACACUACAAGCCUCCAACUGUAAUAUAGACGACCGCGCCAUGGAGCACAUUGGCGCACUGAUCGACCUGAGCGCCCUGUCGCUCAUCAACAACCCUUUCACCGACAUUGGCGCUGCGCACCUCAGCAAGCUGGUGUCACUGACGACACUCGACCUCUCAAUGUGCACGCUGCUCACCGAUCGAUCGCUCGAGCACCUCAAGUCACUGAGCCAGAUCUCCAAGCUCAACCUCAACUUCAACUCGAACCUCACCGACACGGGCGUGGCAAUGCUCACCGGUGGACUCUGCGACCUCACGUCCCUGGGAAUCAUUGGCUGCAACAGACUGCUCAUCAAGGUGAAGCACAAGCCAUUGGUGUUGCUCGUGGAGGACAAUGCAUUCCAGGUCACAUUGAUUACCAAGACAAUGGAGCGCUACAACUUUGCCGUGGAAGUGGCAAGCAAUGGACAGAUGGCACUGGAGAUGUACAAGGCCAACCCCAAGUACGAGCUGAUCCUGAUGGACAUUGUGAUGCCAAUUAUGGAUGGACUGACAGCGACCAUGCUCAUCAGGGACUAUGAGCGCGAGCGCGGUCUAAAGCGCACUCCGCUCAUUAUGCAGACUGGCAACACUGAAGAGGGCCAUCGCAAGGUCUGUCUACAGGCGGGUUGCGAUGACUUUAUGUUGAAGCCACUGGACAAGCAAGUAGUGUACCGAGCUAAAGAACUAUUCAAGAAGGACAACCAACAACAAACUCAAUCAUCGUCAUCAUCAUCGUCAUCAUCAACAAUGACAACGACAAGUUGCAAGCGAGUGAUACAUCAUCAGCAACAUCAACAACACAACAUGAUAAUCAAUGGCGGUCGAAGUGGGAAUGGCGCCGUCAUCGAUGGCAAUCAAACGCCACCAGCCUGUCUAAACUACAACGAGAUCUCGGCCACUGCAUCGAUGCCA
Messenger RNA from Acytostelium subglobosum LB1, 1953 nucleotides. RefSeq lists its product as hypothetical. Lineage: Eukaryota; Evosea; Eumycetozoa; Acytosteliales; Acytosteliaceae. Gene Ontology annotation, biological process: phosphorelay signal transduction system. Gene Ontology annotation, molecular function: protein binding. The record is from RefSeq and is a predicted model, not a curated record. The transcript has a single exon. The annotation marks the transcript as partial.